AUGAAACCCUCCGCCGCACCGAUGAAACCCUCCGCCGCACCGAUGAAACAUAUUGGCCAAUCCGGCGUCUCCGGUGAUUCCUCUUUGAAGAAACGUAAUGGCAAGGCCGUUGUUUGCUCCGAUGUCCCCUCCGACAAAAACGAUGGCGUCGUGUUCUUCAAAAAUGUGACUUUUGGACCACAGGAAGACGAGUUAAGGUUUCGUCUGAUCCAUUUUUGGGAGGCCAGGAACGCACUCUCGAAGAUCCUUAUUGGUCUGGAGAUGCUUCUGAUCGACGAAGAGGGUACUGUUAUUCAGGGAUUCAUCCCACCAUCGAGGAUUAACACUUAUCUGCGACACAUGAUUCCCGGUUCCACUUACAGACUCAACAACUUCUUUGGUUCUAAGACCAAGAAGGUGUACCGGGUUGCUAAUCCAGACGUGACCAUUUCUUUCUCAUGGAACUCUGUCCUCUCUGUUCUCAAAGACAGUUCAAUUCGGUUUCCUGAAGAUCGAUUCCGUUUCCAUGGUUAUGAACAGUUCGAAGCGGCUUGCGACCUCAGAGGGGAUCUGUAUGAUUAUAUUGGUCAUAUUAGAUUGGUGAAUGAGCAGACUCUUAAUGAGAGUCUUGUGCUUGAUGAAGUCGAGAUAGCUUCUAUGCGGCGAAUUUUGGUUCAUGUUCAGACAUAUGAUGGUCCUGUGAUGAAGCUUUACAUAUGGGACAAGGCAGCUAUAAACUUCUGUGAGAAGUUUAAAUCGCUUGGAAAACCUCAGAGUGUUCUUUUGGUGACAACUGUGAAUCCUAUGCGUUUUGGAGGUGCUUUAUCUCUGUCAUCCCUAUCAUCUCCAGGGGUGUUUUUUGAUAUGGAUGUUCAACCAACCAGAGAGUAUCUGGCUUGGCUUGACUCAAACUCAGAAGUUGCUAAUAGAGUUAAUGCUGAAAUUGUCACCAAGGCUGAGACAGCUACUAUAGGGGAGCUACUCUCUUACAUGAAGCAGGAAGAAGCGAAGGUCGAUUGGUUUGAGUGUACAGCCACUAUUGAUGAUGUUGUGCGUGAUUCUGCAUGGUAUUACAUUGCUUGUGGUGGGUGCAAGACUAAAGCAACUAAAGGACCUACCACGCUUAUGUGUAAGAAGUGUGGAAAGACUGAGAUUACUGGUGCUGCAGAGUAA
Messenger RNA from Brassica oleracea var. oleracea, 1152 nucleotides. RefSeq lists its product as uncharacterized. Gene Ontology annotation, molecular function: DNA binding. The transcript is spliced from 7 exons. The record is from RefSeq and is a predicted model, not a curated record. Gene Ontology annotation, cellular component: nucleus. Gene Ontology annotation, biological process: DNA repair; DNA replication; DNA recombination. Bases 1 to 1152 code for a protein of 383 amino acids. NCBI's taxonomy places the organism in Eukaryota, Viridiplantae, Streptophyta, Magnoliopsida, Brassicales, Brassicaceae.